AUGGAUGUUGUGGACCACGGCUAUUUGGACGCGCGCUCUCCCUACGACUACACUUUCAAUUUUUGGAACGACUACCUGGGCCUGUCGACACUUGUGGCCCCCAACAAGAUGCGCGGCUCCCCUUGCGGCCCCAACUCCAUCACGGAGUCGCUAAAAGCCACGCUGGGCUUGGACGACUGCGUGACGGCGCCGAGCAGAGAGCACCAGGACCGCUGCUCCUCGCUCUACGAGCUCCAGGAGCGGAUCUCGCUCCUCCGGCCGUGCGGGCAACUCGGGGCCGCGGACAGAGACGCGGCGGCGGCCGCCUACGGGGGGUUAGAGGCGCUCUCGGCGGAGCGGAGACGCAAGCAGGCCAAGCCGGAGCCCAAAGUGUGCGUGUUCUGUCGGAACAACGGCGCGCCGGAGGAGGUGUACGGCACGCACAUCUUGAAGACGGCGGACGGCCGGGUGCUGUGCCCCAUCCUGCGGGCCUACACCUGCCCGCUGUGCAGCGCCAACGGAGACAACGCGCACACCAUCAAGUACUGCCCGCUGUCCAGGGAGCCGCCUGGCGGGCACAGGCUGCUGGCCAGGGGGAGCAGACUGACUGGCAAGAGACUCAAAAUCUUCUCGUGAAGGAUGUCAUGUUUCCAUGUAUUUGUUUACAUUUCUUUUCUUGCAUAUGGAUCUAAUCCACCACUAGAAACGUCCAAUAGACAUAUGCUCACAUAACAGACAUUUUAUUCAGUCAAAGCGUUUUGAAUGAGGGUUGGAAUUAAGAUGUCAAACUAUAAGCUUGCUCAAAAAGGUUCACUAUGUCUUCUUCAAAAUGUUCUUGAAUCAGACCAUAUUUUGGGUGUAUUAGAUGGAAUCUUCACCUGACAUGUUUCGACUGUCUGCAGACAUCUAAUACACCCGUCUGAUUGAUUGAUUGAUUGAUUGAUUGAUUGAAACUUGUAUUAGUACAGUACAUAUUCCGUACAAUUGACCACUAAAUGUAAUAGUUUUUCAACUUGUUUAAGUCGGGGUCCACGUUAAUCAAUUCAUGGUACAAUUAUAUACUAUCAUCAUAAUACAGUCAUCAGAGUAUAUACAUUGGAAUUAUUUACAUUAUUUGGGUGGGAUGAGGAGGGUUUGGUUGAUAUCAGCGCUUCAGCAUACUUGCCAACCCUCCCGAAUUUUCCGGGAGACUCCCGAAAUUCAGCGCCUCUCCCCCGAAAACCUCCCCGGGACAAAUAUUCUCCCUGAAAAUCUCCCGAUUUUCAGCCGGAGGCCUCCAGCUCCAUGCGGACCUGAGUGAAGACAGCCUUUUUUCCACGACGGAAGAACUAAAUCAUCCAGACUAGAGAUAAAUUGUAUUAUUAUGUUUAUCUUACCUAAAAAUAAAUAUAUUUAUUAAUUAAAAAAAAGAAAGAAAAACUAAAUACAUUUUUACUAUAUUUUGCUAAAAACAUCAAAAUUAAUUGUAUUUUUUUCUGACUCAUUACA
This is a messenger RNA of Nerophis lumbriciformis (worm pipefish), 1467 nucleotides long. RefSeq names its product nanos homolog 1-like. NCBI's taxonomy places the organism in Eukaryota, Metazoa, Chordata, Actinopteri, Syngnathiformes, Syngnathidae. The record is from RefSeq and is a predicted model, not a curated record. Gene Ontology annotation, molecular function: RNA binding; zinc ion binding.